AUGAUCUUCCAAUUGCCCAUCACUCUGCUAUCGUCCAUCGUCUGUGUGGCUCUCGCAAAUGUUAUCCCAGCGGAUCCCACAAUCACACCUCCUGCGAUACUACCGAGACAAGCCGAUGCCGCCUGGAUUGGAUGGGUGAAGGACAACGGGACCUGGACUACACAGCAAUGUGAUGCAGGAAAUACAUGGUAUCAGUCUGGUGACUAUGCACAAUGCUGCGCGGAGACCUUGACAGCCUGUCCGGCACCAACUGCGUGCGUGAGGGGCAACCAAAUAUACCCAUUGAGUGGUACAACCAUCACGACUGCCUGUACUGAAAAUUACAACAAUGCGACUUAUAGCGUUUGCAACACGGCCUUCAUCUUCGAAAGCUUUGGAGACUCUAGUCCCAAGACCGACAUCGUCUGUGGAGAUAAAUCGCAAGUAUGGAGUUAUUAUCGAAAUGUUCCAGCAUCGGUUACCGAGUCUCCUUCCGCUGGCAGCGGAUCGUCCGACUCCGACAAAGGAGGCUCAUCUGGAUCCAAGGCAUGGAUUGCCGGGGCUGUUGUCGGACCCAUUGUUGGAAUUGCGCUCAUUGCAAUCAUCGUGUUCCUUCUCAUGCGCCGAAGCAAGAAGAACAAACAGAGCAAUGUCCCACAGACCGGUGGAGCGGCACUCGGCCCUUCUGGAGUACAGCAGCACUACACCGAAACGAAGCCACAGCUCACAAACCCAUCCUACGGCCAGGCGCCCCCAGGCGUCAAUGAUACCUACAACCAGCAAGCAUACAGUCAGCAAGGAUACGCUCAACAACCCACCUCGCCCACACCACAGUACCAGCAGCCGUACGGUGCACCGACUUCUCCGCCGCCUCAACAGCAGCCGUACGGUGCGCCGACCUCACCAACGCAGCCCCAGCAGGGCGCAUACGCCGCGCAAGAUGCCAAGUUUGGGUACACCGCGCAGCCGCAGCACCCAAACACAGCCGAGCUUGGAGGGGUCAGCAGUCCGGUGGGUGGCCAGCAUACGGCAGAGCUUCCCUCAGGAACGAGAGGGACGUAG
Molecule: messenger RNA, 1041 nt
Organism: Didymosphaeria variabile
Lineage: Eukaryota; Fungi; Ascomycota; Dothideomycetes; Pleosporales; Didymosphaeriaceae
Exons: 5
Coding region: 1-1041 (346 amino acids)
Source: RefSeq, a predicted model, not a curated record